Acanthosepion pharaonis is the source of this 1335-nucleotide messenger RNA. Lineage: Eukaryota; Metazoa; Mollusca; Cephalopoda; Sepiida; Sepiidae. The record is from the annotation of a GenBank genome assembly.
AUGCUUUCUUUUACUUCAAGAUAUCUUAAGUUUCUCCUUUUCGACUUCUUUAUUUUCCACUGUAGUUUCUCACUUUUAUUCUUUAAUCAAUCAUUUCCAUAUUUAUACUCUUUCUCUUUUCUUUUUUUCUCGUUUGCUCUUUACCCGUUCUCUUACUUUUCAUUAAUAGUUUUUCUCCAUUUUCUUUUCUCCCUUUCUCUUCUUUUCAUUUUCUCCCUUUGUCCUCCUUUCCUUUUCUCCCUUUCUCUUCUUUUCCUUUUCUCCAUUUCUCCCACUUUCCUUUUCUCCCACUUUCCUUUUCUCCCUUUCUCUUACUUUCCUUUUCUCCCUUUCUCCUCCUUUCCUUUUCUCCCUUUCUCUCCUUUUCAUUUUCUCCCUUUCUCCCACUUUCCUUUUCUCCCUUUCUCUUCUUUUCCUUUUCUCCCUUUCUCUUCUUUUCCUUUUCUCCAUUUCUCCCUCUUUCCUUUUCUCCCUUUCUCUUACUAUCCUUUUCUCCCUUUCUCCUCCUUUCCUUUUCUCCCUUUCUCUUCUUUUCAUUUUCUCCCUUUCUCUUCCUUUCCUUUUCUCCCUUUCUCUUCCUUUCCUUUCUCCCUUUCUCUUCCUUUAUAUUCCUUUCCUUUUCUCCCUUUCUCCUCCUUUCCUUAUCUUCCAUUCUCUCCUUUUCAUUUUCUCCCUUUCUCUCCUUUUCAUUUUCUCGCUUUCUCUUCCUUUCCUUUUCUCCCUUUCUCUUCCUUUCCUUUUCUCCCUUUCUCUUCCUUUCCUUUUCUCCCUUUCUCUCCUUUUCCUUUUCUCCCUUUCUCUCCUUUUCCUUUUCUCCCUUUCUCUUCCUUUCAAUUUCUCCCUUUCUCUUCCUUUACUUAUCUCCCCUUCUCUCCUUUUCCUUUUCUCCCUUUCUCUUCCUUUACUUUUCUCGUUUUUGCUUCUUUUCUUUUUCUCACCUUCUCUUCUUUUCGUUUACUUAUUUCCUUUUCCUUUUCUUUCCUUUUCUUUCUUUUUCUUCCUUUCCUUUUCACCCAUUCUCUUCUUUUCAUUUUCUCCCGUUCUCUUCCUUUACUUUUCUCUCUUUCUCUUCCUUUCAUUUUCUUCCUUUACUUCCACUUCUUUUCAUUUUCUCACUAUCUCCUCCCUUUCUUUUCUCUCUUUCUCUUCCUUUACUUUUCUCCCGUUCCCUUUUUUGGCUUUUUUUCCCUUUCUUUACUGGUUUUCUUUUCCUUUCCUUUUCUCGCUUUCUCUUCUUUAGCUUCUUCUUUUCUUAAAAUUUCCUAUUUUGAUUUUCGUUGUUUAAACAGCCUUAUUUUAUUUUUUAUAUGCACAGAAUUAAUAUGCACUGAAUAA